Molecule: messenger RNA, 1287 nt
Organism: Dibothriocephalus latus
Lineage: Eukaryota; Metazoa; Platyhelminthes; Cestoda; Diphyllobothriidea; Diphyllobothriidae
Source: the annotation of a GenBank genome assembly
GAAGUUAACAAAGCCCUCGAUCAAGUUUCCCAUAUGCACGGAGAAAUAGCUAGGUCGGAGUCCGAGAAGGCACAACUGAAAAUCGAACUUUCUAACCUCCAGUUUGAACUCAAAACGAUGGCAAGCAAGACUUUAAGUGAAAAGGAAAGAGAACAGAUGACUUCCAAGCGACGAGAAGAAGCCAUCAACCGAGAACGGCGGGAUUUUGAACGGCAAGUGAACGAAGCGCAGAAAUCCAAAGAGGAACUAAAGCAUUCUAAAGAGAAGGAGAUCGGAUUUUUGCAGAAAGAGCUUAGUACUGCUCAGGGAAUUAUUUUUUCCCUGCGCUCGGAAGUUGAAGAGUUACGCCGAAAGGGGACUGAAGGCAAUAUACGAUAUCUUAAGUUGACUGAGCAUCACUCUUGUGCAAUGGACUCUUAUAAGAAAAAGCUUGACGGUCUAACGGAAGCAAAGGAAAAGCAGUUCACGAAAUUGGAGGGCGAUCUGCGUCAUGAAAUGGAAAAGAAAUGCAAGGAACAGCGUGCAGAACUGGAACGCGACUUUAAAGUCAUUGAAGAUACCCUCGUGAAACAGACCAAUAUCCUUUCUGUCCAACUGGAGCUGGAGCAGCAGGCCCGAUUACAAUCGACGUCGAUCACGUCGGAAAGGCACGUGCAAACAGAGACUGCUCAACGGGAGGAUCUAGUCCGACGGGAUGCAACGGCGAGAUGGGGACUAGCCGGCAGUGCCAGCGUCGACGACGUCUCUAGUUUGAUCGGAAGUUCUGAGCUCUGGAAGGAGGAGUUGAAACUCCUGCGGGAUGCCACUCAAUUGGCCCAACAAGAGCUUAAGAAAGAGCGCGAGACGAAUGGUUCUCAAGCUGCAACAAUACGGUGCCUCGAAGAGAAGCUGAGAACACUUAUCACGGAACGAGCCGAAGAAACUAAGGCCUUCAGAAUGGCCGUGGAAGCAAAAGUCAAACAGGAGUGCUCCAAGUCCGAACAGCAAUUUCAAAUGACGUUGGAAAAGGAGAAGGCAGAAGCCCGAAGGCUGGCGACCGAAGCAGUCAGACGCUCUCUCGGACCACAACUCCUUCAGUACAAGAAAGCGGCCGCACAGGCGCAGAAGAAAAGUAGGGAACUGAGACGACGGCUUGAGGGCUUCUAUGACUCUGUUUUCAAAUUGACCAACAAGGAAUGCCGCAAACUUGCCAGCGUCCUUCAAGUUGACCUUGAACGGCCCUGUCUGCUGGACACUGAGUUGGCCGAAAUAGACAAUCUCGGAGAAAUUUUGCUAACGCGAAGGUAG